Messenger RNA from Pseudomassariella vexata, 1188 nucleotides. RefSeq lists its product as uncharacterized. Gene Ontology annotation, biological process: endoplasmic reticulum tubular network organization. The record is from RefSeq and is a predicted model, not a curated record. NCBI's taxonomy places the organism in Eukaryota, Fungi, Ascomycota, Sordariomycetes, Amphisphaeriales, Pseudomassariaceae. The transcript has 2 exons. Bases 1 to 1188 code for a protein of 395 amino acids. Gene Ontology annotation, cellular component: endoplasmic reticulum tubular network.
AUGGUGUCCUUCUGGCCAUGGGGGAGCAACGACUCCUCCCCGGCCUCAUUCGAGAAGACUCUCUCCACUCUAUCCAAGAAAAUCGCAGCGACCCAACUGCAGCUCGAUAAAGUGCGCUCCAACUCGCGCCGCGUUAAAGUCUUGUGGACACUCUACCUUUCCUUUGUUUACCUGGUUUACGCCAUCGUGUUGAUGCUUGUCGUCGGAUGGCAAAAUCUGGGACCAUGGGAGUGGACUGGAACCGCAGGUGGCCCUGUCCUCAUCUACCUGAUUCGCACUAUUACCGCCACUUACUUCACCACACGAAUUGACAGCCUUGAGAGCCGUCUCAAGGACCAACAUUCCGAACGCGCCGCUACCAUCCAGAAGCUCAAAGAUGCUACAAGAUACGACUCUACACAGGAACUUCUCGAGAAGUACGGCGGCGAGAAGCCCAAAGGCAAGAAGAAAAUGUCACAUGACGAUGACGAUAGCUCCCACGAGAACAAGGACAGAAAAGGCAGCCAACAGAACGCGGGGCCUGGCGCUAGUCCAGGCGGUCGUACGAACCUUCCUCCUCCACCGACGGCAAACAUCCAACGCCCAGGCUCUGCUGCUGGCACGCCGCACAAUCAACAUCAGCAACAGCACCCGCAUUAUGGACCGUUCUCCCCACCGCCUCACAAAGCUCCCUCGCCCUCGCCCUCUCAUCAGUAUUCCACCGCCGAGUUCGCACCUAACGCCAGCAAAGAGCUGCCCGCGUCCUACGCGCAAUUCGACUACACUCCUGGUCCGCCAAGGUGGUAUGACCGCGUUCUCGACUUGAUGCUGGGUGAAGACGAGACAGCACCCAAGAACCGUAUUGUUCUCAUCUGCGGUAAAUGUCGCCUUGUAAACGGUCAAGCGCCACCGGGCACUAGAUGUCUAGCGGAUAUGGGUCGAUGGAAGUGCAUGAGUUGUGGCGCUAUGAACGGGGAGAUGGACGAGGGGCAGAAGAUUGUACGCGAGGUACUAGGUGAUGCUAGAUCCGAUGGCGCGGGCGAGAGGAAUAGCGAAGGCAGCAAUUAUGCUGUAAAUGUCGAAAGACCUAGUAAUGAGGAUGAAGAUGGCUUCGGAAGUGAAGAUGAAGCUGUACCGGUGGUUGAGGAGUCGAAACUGAAGCAACAAGCGGGUAGGUUGGGGAGCAACAAGUCGCAAAUGUUUUUUUGA